GAGGAGCGUGUGGAGGAGGAGCUGCGCAAGCAGGAAAUUCUGUCGCCCAUGGGCUCGCCCAUGCCCUCGCCGAAGGGUGCGAAGAGCCCGCAGUCGCAGACCUUGCCAAGCCCGAGCGUAGACAGCACCAACUCCGAGAUUUUCCCGGAGGAGGACUUCCAAGUGGCCCGUGGGUCGCUUAAUGCCGAGCGGGCCCUGAGGGCUUCCCGCGACGAUCCGCUGCCGCCCUCCGAAAAGGCCUUAUCGCGAUCCGCAUCGAAGCUGUCGAAGCAUUCGAAGCAGUCAGGGCCCGUGUCAGGAGUCGGAUCUGAUAUCGCUUUCGGAGAACUGGAGGUGGACUAUGUGAUGACACCUCCCGGCUCUCCGACUGCCCUGGCGAGCUUUCCAUCCAAGCCUUCACUGAUGGCACAAGACUCUCCCAUCCGCGGCACCAGCAAGCUAUCUGCCAGCUUUCGGCCGGACGUCGAAGUGCGGGAUGUCACCGGAGAAGAUCAUGGUCUCAUGCUCCUGAAAGAUCUGUCUGCGCCAAGCACGCCGGCCUCCCUCUCGAGGCCCGGUAGCGCCAAGAGGCUCUCGAACUACUUCUCCAGCAAGCUCAACCGGCUGUCCAGGCCGGCGUCUGCGUUGCUUCGCCGCUCUUCCUCGGCGACCUUCUCCGAUUCAUCGCCAGGCUCGGGUGCCGGAAGCCCGCAGCGGAAUCGGGGCUCUUUGGGGUCGUGGUUCCAUGAUCGUCGCAGUCAGCUGGUCCGCUCUUGA
Messenger RNA from Symbiodinium sp. CCMP2456, 756 nucleotides. The record is from the annotation of a GenBank genome assembly. NCBI's taxonomy places the organism in Eukaryota, Dinophyceae, Suessiales, Symbiodiniaceae.